UAGUAAUGUGUAGCAGUGCUGAUAGCUGUCGUACAGUAGGAACUGCCUCCCACACUGUGUACCUAUGUGAGAGAGCUGUGAUACCCUCCCACUAGUAUGUUCUACCCUCAGAUGAAGGGCAGUGAAUGACAAGUGAGAAAACUCAUUCACAAAAAUCUGCUACACUAGCAGUGAUAUGAUGGAAGCUGGUUAUAGGUGGUGUACAGACCUCAGGUGUUAACUGUUACAGGACUAACACAAGGAUGCUGCACUGGAAACUCUGUGUGCUUCUCAUUUUACAGGUGGCAUGCUCACUGGUGAGGGGUGAGAGUACUUGUUCCCAAUGUGACCGUGGCAUACUGAGAUGUCGGAAGAUCACCGGCAUCUACACUGUCAAAUAUCUCAGCCAGGGCUACCAUCCUGUUAUAGAUAUACCAGAAGGGGCGUGUAACGUCAAUAUCACAGAACUCAAAACCAGCAGGAACUACCUGGCUUUAAAAGGUAACAAAGGGCACUGGAUAUUGAAUGGUAGAUGGGUAAAGAACAAACCAGGGGAGUACCUUGGGGCAGGAACACGGUUUCAGUAUGACAGAGACAGCUCCAGGUGUCCCAACGAGUGUAUCUGGGCACGGGGACCACUCAAACAUAAGGUUACUGUACAGCUAUUGUAUGCAUGGACAAAUGAAGGUAUCACAUACGAUUUCACCCUGCCCCCCAAUGUGGAGUAUACAUCUCCCACCAAUCUGGUCCCCGCCGGGCAAAACGUUCAUAGGCAUCGCCAUGGUCAUCAUCAUCGCCGGACACAUCACCCGUCCUCAAACACACAAAACCAUUCAAGCACUGCUCUGAAUCAGAAUAACAAUGAAGAGCAUUCUAGUAUAAAGACUGAUUCCAGCUUUUCUCACCAAUCAGCUGUGCCGCCAUCUACAUAUUUGGGGUCAAAGGGUAGAUUUGAUCAACAACAACCUGGAAAUAUUCGCCUCCAACCACACCCAGAGUAUGUGUCUCCUUUGGAAACAGACUCCGGUUACCAGGCUUUACGGUCAGCAGGACAAAGUGUGAGAUAUGGGGUAAUCCCACAGUACACUGACCACACGGAGGAACUGACCGGUGGGGAGGGAGGCAGGAGUCGGCCCCUAGAGAUCCCAACAGGGUCGGACAACUCUCUUGUCCUUCAGAGUCUGUAUUCAUGGAGGAUAUCAGGCUUCACUGCUUGUACACAUUCUUGUGGAUCAGGUACACAGGAGACAGAAAUUGUGUGUGUGCUGAAAACGACACAGGUCCAGGUUACGGAUGACAACUGUGACAUAACACUGCGCCCCGCCAAACAGACCGUCACAUGUAACAAGUCACCAUGUCCUCCAGAGUGGGAACUCCACCCCUGGUUGGAGUGCUCGGUGACAUGUGGACGGGGAACACAGUCACGGCGGGUGGAGUGUCAGAGACGGAUCUCCGGGGAGAAUCAGAUCAGUGUUUCCGCAUCUCUUUGUGAUGCUGGAGAAAAACCUGCCACUGUACAACAGUGUGAGAAUGAGCCGUGUAGUCGAUGGAAGACUGGAGAAUGGGCACAGUGCUCUGUGAACUGUGGUACCGGAGAAAAACAGAGAACAGUCCAGUGUGUCGACUCCCGCGACAGACCUGUUAGGGCAGAGCUAUGUGACUCCCCCACCCCUCGGGAUACAGAGACUUGCAACCAGGGGCCAUGCGAACAUCACUGGUUCUUCUCAAAGUGGUCACACGAGUGUUCCAGGUCAUGUAAUGGAGGAGUACAGACUCGGAGCGUCCACUGUGCCACCAUUCGUGGCUAUAAGGCCCUUGAUGUUAACUGUGACUUUGACAGCCGGCCUAGGGACCAACAGCAGUGUCAGAAUAGCAGGAGUAUACGUCACUGUGGUUAUGACUGGUUUGCCGGCCCCUGGAGUCAGUGUUCCACUUCCUGUGGUGAAGGUGUGAAGUCGCGUCAUGUCUUGUGUCUGGCUGUGGGAACCAAUCAGAACAGCCGGGCUGUGUCACAUGAUCUGUGUGAUAACAGUACAAAACCAGUAUCCCAGGAACCCUGCCACAAGUCUUCCUGUGGAGCACAGUGGCACAUGUCAGAAUGGACACAGUGCCCUGUGACCUGUGGAGAGGGUCAGGUGACACGUACUGUGAUGUGUCUGGAUGAAAAUAAACAGCCUUCAAACAGUUGUGACCAGUCUGACCGCCCACCAUCAAGAGACACCUGUAAUCAGAGGGAAUGUAUUGAUAGUCUGUCAGACACAGAUCCUUCCUGUAAGAAUCGCUAUGGUAACUGUCAGCUGGUCGUUCAGGCUCGCCUUUGUCGCUAUGACUACUACAGAAAGAUUUGUUGUGCUGCAUGUUACCAUGAAAAAACAAUUAACUGACUUAACAGUUGACACAUAAACUGAUAUUAAACACAUAUCUGCCUACAAAGAUAUUCCGCAUUCCAGACACAUCGCCUAACGAUGGAGGACCUCAGUCAAAGUAUUCAGUAGUUAGAGAUCCUAGGGUCAUAGGAUCUUGAAAAUAGGUCACUGUGUGAAUAUUCUCAAGAUUCUGGUAUUUUAAGGCUUUUGUUUGGUGGUUAAGACUAAAAAUAGUCUUAUGAGAGGAGCUUUAGUGUGAUACAAUGUAGACAUAUUUAGCAUUGAUAUAGUGAAUGCAAAAGGUAUAUCGAGUCCAAUUUGUGCAUUUGAAGUCCCAAGACAAUAUUGCAGCAUUUUGUGUGUAUGUAUAUAGAUGGGAAAGUUCUGUGAAUAUAUAUUGAUGUUAAUAUGUUGUGUCAACGCCUGAAUGAUCACUGUUUCUCAUUUGAAAUUGUGAAUGCCAUCAUAAUAUUUUUUUUUGUCUUUUUUUUGUUGGUAUAUUGGCAAUUUAAUUGAGAUUGGAAAUUGAUUGAAUGAUAUGAAUUCAGUGGAGCAAACCUGUACCUAAAAGAGUUUAAAUUAAAAUAAACCAAAUCAUGUUAAACUUUGUACAGUGGAUAUAUAGGAGAGAUAGACUUGUAUAGUUCGUUAUAACCUAAAUUGAUAUACCUGUAUAGAUUAGCUUUUUAAUUUUGUACGUAAAGUUAUGAGCUCCCUAAAUCAUAUUAUACACAGUUUAUGGCUAACCCUACUGGGAUGUUUAUACAACAGCAGAAAAACCGUAGAUAUACAGCUGUUCCUGUGACAAUCAGAAAACCGCACCGAAAAUUUAAUACAGUAGCUUUUUGUAAUUUUGUAUAAAUACCUAGAUGUCUUAAUGAUAAAUGUUUUAGAAUUACUUCAUGCAAAAGUAUACAUCAAACUGCUGUUAUAGCAAUAAUUACAGAGAUUCUCUGUCAAGUAAGAGUAUAGCCUUGUAAAAUUCAAGUGUCAGACAAUUUUGUAUUCAAGUUUUCUUGCCUACAACUGAUUUGAAUCUCUGAAAAAAAAGGGUUGUAUCAGUAUAAUUGUGAAAAAUAUGCUAAUAAAUGUUCCUGUUCUUAUUGAAGGGUUGGGUAUAUUUUAACCAGACCCAAAUCUAUAAGCACUACUAGACAUUGCCAAAAUGCUACUGUUUUCUGACUGCAACAAAAUCUUUGGGCUGUGAUCUUGUAUCUGUGGCUGUUACAGUGACAUGAUGUUUUCCUCAUACCUGAUGUUAUGUAUACGCUAUUCAAUUUUUUUCUCCUAUUUUAAAAACUGAAAAUAAAUUCUAUGCAUUGUUGCACAAUCCAGUUACUGCUCACACUUUCUUAUCUUUAUGAUUCCACAGAAUUUGGAUAUACAUGUAGAAUCACUGGGUUAAUAAUUUUUCUGACACCAGAUCUUGCUUGAUUUGAGAGAAUAUUGUUUGGUACAGUACCUAAUUCAUAUGUAUAUAGAAAUGUAUGUACUUUGUCUAUGCAAUUUAGUGUGUAAUUGUUAUCAUUGUGUAUUGUAGAUAUUUAUUUUUCUGAUUUAACUGCUUUUUAUGCUCAAUAAAAGGAUUCUAUCAACUUUUUCCUAUCUGAAUUAUCUCCCCUUAUUACAAUGAUAAACCCAGUUUUUCUGGGCUGUAGGUUAUAAAUCUUACGUAAUAAUCUGAUAUUUUCAGAUUUAUUGAUAAUCUAAAUACAUGCACUCUUUUUAGGAUUAAUCAGAUGUAACAUUUUUGAUGUUGGUAAUUAUUUACAUGGUUAUCGUAAAUACCUGAGUUAAUGAGAAGAUCGAUGGAGUACUGUGGGGUUUUUGUUGUUUUUUGUUGUUUUUUUUUCUUCAGAAUUCCGAUUCUUAGAAACAAAAAAGUUUACCUGCUAGCUAUUAAGAUAAACUGAAAUAUCCAUGUUUUGUUUGCAAAUUAACAUAUACACUUUUUUGGGGCACUUGUUUUUCAAAAAAUUUUAUUAUUGCAAAUAUAUGCAGUAUUACAUGUAUCAUAUACUGCCAGUGUAGUAAUAUU
Pecten maximus is the source of this 4383-nucleotide messenger RNA. Its product is annotated as ADAMTS-like protein 4. The transcript is spliced from 11 exons. Gene Ontology annotation, cellular component: extracellular matrix. The coding region runs from base 243 to 2363 and encodes 706 amino acids. Gene Ontology annotation, biological process: extracellular matrix organization. The record is from RefSeq and is a predicted model, not a curated record. Lineage: Eukaryota; Metazoa; Mollusca; Bivalvia; Pectinida; Pectinidae. Gene Ontology annotation, molecular function: metalloendopeptidase activity.